UCUGAUUCAAUUUUUGCAGCGCAGCCCCCUCUAAAAGGGCGCACACGCUGCCCCUACUUGUGCGUGUACGUACAACCCUAUUAUGCUACGUACCUACACCACCAUUAUGGAACACCACCAACAACAACAACAACGUAACAAGAAGAACAUCAUGGUAAUGAUGAUGCUUCGGGCAUCAUCGUUGUCUAGUACCAUGAUCCUGUUCUUCGUUAUCGUGUUGUUGAAUGUUCGUGUUGCCUCUUCUGCUGGGGCUUCUGAUAGCGAAGCCCUCCUCAAGUUCAAGGAUUCCUUGAAGAACACGGAUGAAUUGACCAAUUGGAAAAGUUCAUCCAUUCCAUGCGAAGGAGCAACGUCGAAUUGGGUUGGAAUUCGUUGCGAUGGAAAGGGGAGAGUUUGGGGUCUGCAGCUUGAGAAAAUGGGGCUCAAUGGUGACAUCAAUGUGGACAUACUCAAGGACCUGCCUGACUUACGAACCAUAAGCUUUAUGAAGAACAACUUUGAUGGUCCCAUGCCUGAUUUGAGGAAACUUACUGCCUUAAAAACUGUCUACUUGUCCGAUAACAAAUUCUCCGGGGCCAUUCCUCCCGAUUGGUUCGCGGGAAUGCCUUCGUUGAAGAAGGUUCACUUGGCGAAUAAUCAGUUUACAGGGGAGAUUCCUAGGUCGUUGACAGGUUUGGACAAGCUGGUGGAGCUGAGUCUUGAAAAUAACAAAUUUAAAGGCAAAAUACCAGAUUUUAGGCAGCCCGCCGGGUUCACAACCUUUAAUGUGUCUAACAACAAAUUGGAGGGUGAGAUCCCGGAAGGCCUUCGAAAAUUGGAUGCAAGCUCCUUCGCUGGUAAUGAAGAUCUAUGUGGAGGGACAUUAAAAGCUUGCCCCUCAAAGAAGCCCGCAACCUGGAGUAUCGUGGUGGUUGUGAUCAUCGUGAUAGUAGCACUCGCAGCCAUUGCUAUUGCAGCGUUCUUCAUCCUCAGACGCCGCAACAAAGCAUCUGAAUCAUCAAUAGAGGAUCCACCGCCAUCAACAGCAACUGUCCAGAACAGAUCAGUUCGAAACGAACCAGAGCAACAAGCAAGUGCUCCAGGCUCACCCGAAAACUUGAAUGGGAGAGAAGUAAGUGGAAAGCAAAAUAAGGCUGAUCAGAGCUUGAAGCUUUCCUUUGUGAGAGAUGACAGGGAGAGGUUUGAUAUGCAAGACUUGCUGAGAGCCUCGGCCGAGGUGUUGGGCAGUGGUUGUUUUGGGUCUUCUUACAAGGCUGCUUUGCUGAGCGGACCAGUGAUGGUUGUGAAGAGGUAUAAGCAGAUGAACAAUGUAGGAAAAGAGGAUUUCCAAGAGCAUAUGAGAAGGAUAGGGAGAUUGGCACAUCCUAAUUUGCUUCCACUUGUGGCUUAUUAUUAUAAGAAGGAAGAGAAGCUCUUGAUUUCUGACCAUGUUCAAAAGGGUAGCUUGGCUGUUCAUCUUCAUGGACACCAAACCGUAGGCCAACCAAGCUUAGACUGGCAAACCCGUUUGAAGAUUGUCAAAGGAGUAGCCCAGGGCUUACGCUAUCUCUACCAUGAGCUUCCCAGCCUAGUUGCACCACAUGGCCAUCUCAAAUCCUCAAAUGUCCUUCUCAACGAGUCCUACGAGCCCCUCCUCACUGACUACGGCCUCAUCCCAGUGGUGAACCAAGAGCAUGCUCACACCCUCAUGGUGGCCUACAAGUCCCCAGAGUUCAUGCAAAGCAAGCGCAUCACGAAGAAGACUGAUGUGUGGGGCUUCGGCGUGCUGAUCUUGGAGAUCUUAACUGGGAAGUUGCCCACCAACUUUUUGCAGCAUGGGAAGGCAAGUGAGGAGGACUUGGCGAGCUGGGUCAACUCGGUGCCUCAGGACGAGUGGUUCAGUCAGGUGUUUGAUAGAGAUAUGGGGGCAGGCAAGAAUAGUGAGGGGGAGAUGCUCAAGCUCUUGAACAUUGGGUUGGGUUGUUGUGAAGGGGAGGUGGAGAAGAGAUGGGAUUUGAAAGAGGUUGUGGAGAGGAUUGAAGAGGUGAAAGAGAGAGAUAACAAUCAUGGCGAUGAAGAUUUUUUAUCUUCUUGUGCUAGCGAAGGCGACAUGACAAAGAUUGUUGGUUGAUAUCAUCAAAAAUAGUUUUCUUUCUCCUUCGCCAUGAUCAAUCUCUUGAUCUGUAUCUCCGUCCCAAAUCCCCCAGGAUGAGAGACAACA
Prunus persica (peach) is the source of this 2200-nucleotide messenger RNA. Its product is annotated as pollen receptor-like kinase 1. The record is from RefSeq and is a predicted model, not a curated record. Gene Ontology annotation, biological process: protein phosphorylation. NCBI's taxonomy places the organism in Eukaryota, Viridiplantae, Streptophyta, Magnoliopsida, Rosales, Rosaceae. The transcript is spliced from 3 exons. Bases 83 to 2110 code for a protein of 675 amino acids. Gene Ontology annotation, molecular function: ATP binding; protein kinase activity; protein binding.